This is a messenger RNA of Trichosporon asahii var. asahii CBS 2479, 1062 nucleotides long. RefSeq lists its product as uncharacterized. The record is from RefSeq and is a predicted model, not a curated record. Gene Ontology annotation, molecular function: coenzyme A diphosphatase activity. The transcript is spliced from 4 exons. Lineage: Eukaryota; Fungi; Basidiomycota; Tremellomycetes; Trichosporonales; Trichosporonaceae. The coding region runs from base 1 to 1062 and encodes 353 amino acids.
AUGCUCUGCAGCCCGCUUGUACGCGGCCUGAGGGCGGCCCCCGUAACCCCCUUGAGGGCGAUGAGCACAUCGGCCAAGAGCGGCCUCCUCAGCAAGCAGUCGAAACCCCGUCCUCUCCCGGCCACCUUCAGCCGCGCCGACCUCGACUACAUCCGCGAGCGUCUCCUUCCCCCGCCCCCCGAGUUUGACGGCCUUCCUCCGCAUACCAAAGGAAGUCCAGAGCGCCCACCCCGCGAGUCGGCCGUCAUCCUGCCGCUCUGCAACGUCGCUGGGCAGGCGACGCUCAUUAUGCAGGUGCGCGCGGCGGCGCUGAGGGUGCACGCCAGUGAAGCUGGCCCAGGCUUGACUGGAAGAGGGCCUGGACUUGCGGGAGCCGGUUUGGACCUGGGCUUGGAGAAUAGCACCAUGACUCCGAGAGAGAAGCUGACCCAUAGAUUCCCAGGAGGCAAGGUAGAGCCCGGAGACAAAGACCUGGUCGACACAGCGCUCAGAGAAAGCAGCGAGGAGCUCGCAAUCGUGCCCGGCAACGUCGAGAUCCUAGGCGCACUGCCAACCGAGUACUCACUCGGGAACAAAGCGCGGGUGUGGCCCAUUGUCUCUGGAAGCUCUGUUGAGGAGUGGCAGACCUCUCGAUUGAAUGACCGCCUGCAUGAGACAACCUUAACUGCUCCGGAGGAAGCUGACCCUCAGGGCUUCAUUCACCCGCACGACGCUCUCGCCUGCGCGACCGACGACGCCCUCGGACCAGCCGAUGCGCCUCUCGAGUCCAUUUCCCUCUCCUCCCUCCGCCCGGACCCAGGAGAGGUCGCAGCGCUGCUCCCACUGCCGCUCUCGGCCGUCGACGACCCCACACGAAAAGUGGCGCACUACUUCCGCUCGGAUUCUUCGCGGCCGUACUGGAAGAUCCGCGUGGGAGAUCUCCUGCACCCCCCGCCCGACGAGAGUGACGAGCACAUGAAGAACCUCGAGGUAUGGGGCCUCAGUGGAUGGUUCUUGAGCAAGUUUGCGAUCCGGAUGGGAUGGAGCGAUGCCCCGCCCAAGGCUGAGGCGGAGGGAGAUUAG